Molecule: messenger RNA, 944 nt
Organism: Lindgomyces ingoldianus
Lineage: Eukaryota; Fungi; Ascomycota; Dothideomycetes; Pleosporales; Lindgomycetaceae
Exons: 3
Coding region: 150-944 (264 amino acids)
Source: RefSeq, a predicted model, not a curated record
UUGAGGACCUCCGAAACCACGCUUCUCGACAUUCCUCGCCACUAUUAGAAUAUUUAGCCUGAUACCACCCCGAUGAAAUCGUCGACGCGUGCACGAAAAUCAGUCGCAUUUACCCUCAAGCCUCAGAUUCAGACCAUCGCACCAACAGCAUGUGUACGCGCAGGCGAAGAGGUCCCCUGAACAUGGACAAGAAGGUUUAUGAAGGAUUUAAGAGUGACGAAGUCACGGAUGAGAUGCUCGAUGAAGCCGCGAAGCUCUUCUCCGAGAAUUAUGGCGUUUGGGGCGAACAUGCGGCAGAGCGAAUGGGAAAGUUUGCGAAAGCAGGUCGUCCCAUUCGGCUAAGCAAAGAAAGGCUUCAAAACAAAUAUCUCCCCAGCAAAAUCUCUUCAUAUGUUAGAGUCACCGUUAACGGUCAUCUCGCUGGUAACGCGUUCGCCUGUCGAUGGUCUGUUGAUGGCAGGACUAUUUGCUGGAUCACUCAGUUAGUCGUUCACCGCGACUACCGUGAACGUGGACUUGCUGCUGGACUUCUCGACGAGGUCAGACUAGAUGGGGACGAUGUUUACGGUGUUAUGAGCUCCCAUCCAGCUGCUUGUCUAGCUGCGUCAAGAGCAUACAAGAGGCCGAUCGAUACUGCCUCACUCGAGUUCAUGAAAGACAACGCACAAUCGAUAAUAAAAGCCUCGCCAGUAGGUUAUGUUCGGGAUGCUAAGCUACAGGGUAAGCUUUUUGGUUCUGAAGAUACUAGUGGUCUUGUGUCUAGUGUUGAUACUGGAUUCUUCGUCGACCAUGAAGAGCCACUUGAAGCAUUAGCAUGGGUGCGGGAGUCGAUGGACUGGCCUUUGGGUGAACUUUUAGAUGGCCAUGAAUUUAUUCUUAUUCUGCAAGCAAGGCGUCGUUCUCGGUCUAGGUCUAAUUCAUUGCGCCGGAAUGCUACGUCUUGA